Molecule: messenger RNA, 1546 nt
Organism: Corvus hawaiiensis (hawaiian crow)
Lineage: Eukaryota; Metazoa; Chordata; Aves; Passeriformes; Corvidae
Product: alpha-1-antitrypsin-like
Exons: 5
Coding region: 195-1463 (422 amino acids)
Biological process (GO): negative regulation of endopeptidase activity
Molecular function (GO): serine-type endopeptidase inhibitor activity
Source: RefSeq, a predicted model, not a curated record
UGAAGAGAUGUGGACAUAUGCAUACAAGGUCCAAAAACAUUGGCUUCAUUAGCAUUCAGCUUUGUGCCUCUAGGUAAUAUGUAUCUGAAGCCAUGUAAUGUUUAACAGAGGAAAACAGCAGUAUGAGUAAAGCAGCAACAAACAGCACAGCCCAUUGAGAGCAAGAGCCUUCUGAAUGUAAAUAGCUGUGAAGAAUGAUGAGGGCCACCCUUCUGCUGUGCUUGCUGGUGGCCAUGCUUCACCUCAAUGCCCACAGCCUGACACAGACUGACCACCACGCUGCCCAGCCCGAGGCAACUGACCCCCAGGAGCAGCAUUCCCAUGAGAGAGAUCCUCUUAAGUCCUGCCAAAGGAUAGUCCCCAGCAAUACAGACUUUGCCUUUCAGUUUUACAGGCAAGCAAAUACCCAAGAAGCUGGCAAGAACAUUUUCUUUUCCCCAGUCAGCAUCUCUGCUGCCUUUGCCCUUCUGGCCCUGGGCUCCCGAGGCACUAGCCAGGCUCAGGUGCUGGAAGGGCUGGCCUUUAACCUCACCACCAUCCAGAAGAAGGAGAUACAUGAGGGCUUUCAUCAUCUCCUCCUCUUGCUAAACCGCCCUGGUAGCCAGGUGCAGCUGAGCAUGGGGAACACCCUGUUCAUGGACAAACACCUGAAGCCAACAAAAACAUUUCUGAAGGACAUCCAAAAACUGUACAGAGGAAAAGUGGUUUCUAGUAGCUUCCAGAAUUCCACUGAAGCUAAAAAAGAGAUCAACGAUUAUGUAAAGAAUAAAACCCAUGGGUAUAUAAACCAAAUACUUGAGGACCUUGAUCCCAACACUCUGAUGGUAAUUGUUAACUACAUUUAUUUCAAAGCCUACUGGGAAAAUCCUUUCAAUAUUAAGGGGACCCACAAGGACUAUUUCCAUGUGAAUGCAAAGACCUCAGCUGAAGUGGAGAUGAUGGUUCGAGAUGGAUUUUAUAAAGCAUACUCUGACAGGAAGCUGUCUUGCAAGGUGGUACAGAUUCCUUACAAGGGAGAUGUUGCAGCUUUGUUUAUCCUGCCCAAUAAAGGAAAAAUGAAACAGUUGGAACAUGCCCUGACAAAAAAAACUGUUUCUAAAUGGGAAAGAUCUCUUCAAAGAUGGAGGAUGGAAUUGCAUAUUCCAAAACUAUCAAUUUCAGGCACCUAUGACUUAAAGAAGAUCUUAAUGAACCUGGGUGUAACUGAUGUGUUUUCUGAUCAGGCUGAUUUGUCUGGAAUCACAGGAAACCCUGAUGUGAAGGUUUCAAAAGCUACUCACAAGGCCCUGCUGAAGAUUCAUGAGAAUGGCACAGAGGCUGCAGCAACCAGCAGCAUAGAUUUUCUUCCUCAUUCUGCUCCUCCCAUCGUUAAAUUCAAUCAUCCAUUUUUGCUGUUGAUUGUUGAUCAAUAUACUCAGAGCAUCCUCUUCAUGGGAAAAAUCGUAAACCCGACUGAAAAAUGAUUGGUCAUUGGCUGGUCAUAUUGAUUUGAAUUGCAUUUUAUGGAAUUAUUGUCCAUUGCAAUUAAAAUUAUAUAAAACAGUUA